Molecule: messenger RNA, 2724 nt
Organism: Caenorhabditis angaria
Lineage: Eukaryota; Metazoa; Nematoda; Chromadorea; Rhabditida; Rhabditidae
Source: the annotation of a GenBank genome assembly
AUGCUGCAAUGUUUGUUGAUUCGAAGAAGUAAAACGAUAUUUAGUGUAUGUAGAUUGUCCAGCAAAGGUAAGUGAUUUGAAAUUUGAUGAAAAUCCCAGGGAAAAUACUGAAAUUUCAGCAGAAGUAGCGAAAAUCGAUCCUGGCUCUGCAUACACAGCUUUGGGAAAUUUGCGACAAGAAAAGAAGGAUGUUUUUCAUUAUACUGAUCGAGAAAGCGGAAAAGGAUAUUCACACUAUUCAUCAACAGUUUAUCAACAUCGACCGUAUAUUUGGCCGCCGUUGAGAAAAUUGUAUCAUUGGAAUUUUGCGAUUGUUAUUGCUGGAUUUUUGAUUUUGUUGUGUGAUUAUGAAUGGUAGUAGAGCUGAAAACGUUGAAAAAAAUGCCAAAAAUUCUCAUUUUUCCAGGCUCGCCGGUCAAAUCAAAGACGCCACCUCAAGUUUUAGACCUCAAGCGUCACAAGCAAUUUCAGAAGCCGAAGAAGUGAGCUAAAAUCCUUGUCAAUAUUGUGUGUUUUUUUUAGUUUGUCUAACUUUUGCUGAAAAUACAUAGCUUAGCUUUUGUUUGAAUUUUUGACAAAAAGUGAGAUUUUUAGUCUCAAGAGAAGCCGAAAAAGAAGAAGAUUGGAUUCAGGGAGCGGAGAAUUAUCGAAUAUGAGGAUAGAUUGCGACUUUAUUCAACACCCGAUAAGAUUUUCAGAUAUUUUGCCACAUUGAAGGUAUAGUAGAACUUUACCUCUCAAAAACCCUCGGAUUUUUGCAGAUAAUCGAUCCAAAUGAUCCAUCAGGUCGACUUCAUGAGGUUUUCAUGACACCUGAAGAUUUUCUUCGAAGUUUUACACCAGGAGUAAUGCAACCAAGAAGAUGGGGUUUGGAUAGUUUCAAGAUCUAUCAACCCGAAAAACAUAAUAAGCAAAAAUUCUCGGAUCCGAAUAGUAUUUUUUAUAAAUUGGGAGAGAACGGAUUGAUCAAUUUUAGCGAUUAUUUGUUUUUGAUGACACUUUUGUCGAGUGAGUUUGGCUGGAAAUUGCUGAAAAUUGCAAUUUUCACCUGAAAAAUUGGAUGAAAAUCUGAAAAAUAUCAUUUUCGCGCUGAAAAUAUGCUGAAAAUCCCCCAAUUUCCUUCUGAAAAUCAUGAGUUUUCAGCUGAAAACUCGUGGGAUUUAUCAGCAUAUUUUCAGCGGGAAAUUGACCGGAGAUGAAGCUAUGCUCAAAUUUUCAGCACGAAAUCUGGAAUUUUGGCUGUAUAUAAAAUUUAUACCAAAGUUUUUAGCUGAAAAUCUCGAACUUCAAUAUUUUAAACAUCAAUGAAAUUUUCUUUAAAAAAACAAAAUUUCAGUCAAAAGUUGACUUCUAGAAGCUGUAUUUUAAUUAAAAUUCUGAAAUUGUCAUUUUCGCGCUGAAAAUAUGCUGGAAAUCCCCAUUUUUCAUCUGAAAAUCAUGAAUUUUCAGCUGAAAACUCGUGGGAUUUAUCAGCAUGUUUUCAGCGGGAAAAUGACCAGAGAUGCGGAAGCUAUGCCCAAAUUUUCAGCCAAAAAUCUGAAAAUUUCCAGCUUCGCACGCCGAUUUUGCACUGGCUUUCAAAAUUUUUGACGUAAACGGCGAUGGCGCUUUGGACAAAGAAGAGUUCACCAAAGUUCAACAACUCAUUAUGUCUCAAACUACAGUAGGUCAAAGGCACAGAGAUCACAACACAAUGAAUACGUCAUUUCGUGUCGAGACCAAUUCUGCACUCGAAGUCUAUUUCUUCGGAAAAGAUGGCAAAGGCAAAUUGUCGUCGGAGAAGUUUAUCGAAUUUCAAGAGAAACUUCAACACGACAUUUUGAAGAUGGAAUUUGAGAGAAGAGAUGCGAUGGAAAUGACGGAUGGAUUGAUUACGGAAGAGAGUUUUGGACAUUUAUUAUUGUUGCAUGCACAAAUUGGAGAAAAGAAGCAGAAACAUAUGUUGAAAAGGGUGAAAAGAAAGUUUAAGGGUGAGAUUUUGUAUCUAUGGAAAAUUUGGUAGAAAAUCUGAAAGGUUGUGAUUUUCCCGCUGAGAAUCUCGAUUUUCCUAUCAAAAAGGAAUGUUUUUGAAAAAUUCGCCAUUUUCGCGCUGAAAACAUGCUGAAAAUCCUCAUUUUUCAACUGACAAUCAUGAAUUUUCAGCUGAAAACUCGUGGGGUUUAUCAGCAUUUUUUCAGCGUGAAAUUGACCAGAGAUGCGGAAGCUAUGCCCAAAUUUCGCGCUUCAAAUUCGCACAUUUUUGCAGGCGACAACGCAAAAGGCAUCACAUUCGCCGAAACUCGCGCAUUUUUCGAAUUCCUUUAUCACAUCGAUGAUAUUGAUAUUGCUCUACAUUUUCAUAAAAUGGCCGGAAUGGCGAUUGACGCGAAAUUGUUGAAAAGGUGAGGAAAAGUCGCGCGAUUUUCCUCGCAAAAUAUUUUUUUUCGCAGAGUCGCUCUCAAAGUCACUGGUGUUCCGUUAAGCGACCAUGUUGUGGAUGUUGUUAUCACAUUAUUCGAUGAUAAUUUGGUGAGUUAUGACGUGGCAUGGGUAAAAAACAUAAAUCUCCUAAAUCUUCUUUUGCAGGACGGCCUCCUUUCGCACGAGGAAAUGGUUGCGGUAAUGCGACGCCGUAUGCGUCGCGGACUCGAAAGACCGCGCGACACUGGACUCUUCCGACUUUUUGACGCGAUUUUAGAAUGUGGAAAAAGGGCCUAUCAUGCUUCGCCUUUGCCAUUUUACUGA